Molecule: messenger RNA, 2868 nt
Organism: Alternaria burnsii
Lineage: Eukaryota; Fungi; Ascomycota; Dothideomycetes; Pleosporales; Pleosporaceae
Product: aspartyl-trna synthetase
Exons: 8
Coding region: 1-2868 (955 amino acids)
Biological process (GO): aspartyl-tRNA aminoacylation
Cellular component (GO): mitochondrion
Molecular function (GO): glycosyltransferase activity; aspartate-tRNA ligase activity; ATP binding
Source: RefSeq, a predicted model, not a curated record
AUGAGUCUUUUGCGCGCUUCCCGCUCACAUGAUUCUGCGCCCGAUGAUCAUCUGAAGAAGACUCUCGACGAAUUCAAGGCUACCAUCCGUCCAUCCUCUUGGGAUUCACUGAACUCAGCAUGGGCAAAUGUACAGCAGCUACACCAGCUUCUUGGAGAACAGAUUGAACUCGUUGGCUACAUCGGUACAAGACGGGAUGUCAGCCAAAAGCUCUCAUUCACCAUGCUCCGAAAUAAAAACCAAACAUUGGUUAUUCAACUUAUCUCAGGGGAAGAGGACGGUGAACUCAGUACAGUAGAUGCACAUGCCUGUUUACGAUCGUUGAAAGAGUGGACUCCUGUUCUUGUAAGAGGAAGGCUCAAGGAGCGUCCACUAGCCAGGCACAAGUUCGUCGACGGCAUCAAGUUGAUCGAUGCUCGCGAGAUUGUUGUGCAGCACGUGCAGCCCCUCAACGACAUUUCCGAAGACAUCAUCGUCAAGAAUGACACAGUGUUUGGUCCAGACCAACGCCAUCUGCAGCUUCGUACAAACAAAGAAUUGCGCGAGGAUAUCUUUACGCGGGCGAAAGCCAUGUCGCGGGCAAGAUUGCACCUUAACUCGGGGCAAUGGAGGGAGAUUGAGACGCCCAUACUUUUCAAGUCGACACCUGAGGGCGCAAGAGAGUUCCUCGUACCAACACGACAGAAGGGCCUAGCAUACGCAUUACCACAAAGUCCACAGCAAUAUAAGCAAAUCUUAAUGGCGUCUGGCAUCACAAAAUACUAUCAGUUCGCUCGGUGUUUUCGAGACGAGGAUUUGAGGGCUGAUAGGCAGCCAGAAUUCACCCAGCUCGAUAUGGAGAUGUCCUUCGCUAACGAAGAAGAUGUCAUGAACGAAACUGAGAACCUUCUCAGACAACUCUGGUACAGAGUUCUAAAGCAAAAGACACCAGAAAAAUUCCAGCGGAUGAAAUAUCAGACUGCGAUGGCUCACUACGGAUCUGAUAAACCGGAUCUACGCUACGAAUCAAAGAUACAUACCAUCACUGAACAUCUGACACCAGAUUUGAUAGGAAAAAUCACCUCGCUACAGGAUCCGGCAGUCGAUGCUAUCAAGAUUUCAAUAUCUGAAGAUCCCAAGGUUACCCGCAAAUUCGUUUCCAGCUUCCUCGACAGUCCAGAUGGGAAGGUAUAUCUGGACAAUCCGGACGGCCAACCAGGUAUCUUCAUCGGGGAUCUGUCGCAGCCCAUGCAAGGUCUCGGACCUUUAGGCCGCCAGUACGAGAUGGAAGGUCCCGAAUCUCUGAAGCCAGAGAACGGGGACCUUCUCAUUCUUCAAGCGCGUCCCAAUGUGCCAUUCUCUGAUCCUUCUUCCGCGGUAGCAGCGCACUACGACAUUGUCCUCAACGGCGUAGAACUUGGUGGCGGUAGUCGCCGUAUUCACUCCGCCGCUAUGCAAGAAUUCAUCUUCAAGGACAUUCUCAAGAUGAAACCUGAGCGUGUAGAGGACUUCAGACAUCUGCUCGACGUAUUGAGGAGCGGAUGUCCACCCCAUGCAGGUAUUGCGCUGGGAUGGGAUAGGCUGAUGGCCGUCAUGUGUGGACGGGAGAGUGUGAGGGACGUCAUUGCUUUCCCGAAAAGUGGGCGAGGCGAGGAUAUAGCCACCAUUCUUUUCCCUACUGCCAUUAUGGAACAGCCCGAGUUCCAGAUACCGGAAGAAUAUGCAUCAAAAGUGACCCGAGUCGAGUCCAAGGACAAGCGAACAGAUGCUGAGAUCUUAAAAACCUUGAUGACGCAUGCGCCCAUCACUUCUGAGAAGAAUAUCUGGACCUACUGGCAUGCCGGCGUCCAGAACAUGCCCAAGUGGACACAACGCAACAUCAUCAACUGGGUGCGCCUCCAUGGCCCCGAAUGGACAGUUCGCGUACUCGACACAGUACCAGACUCACCGAAUCACGCAUUGACUUGGAUCGCGACUGAAGAUCUUCCGCAAGCAUUUGUAAAGGGUACGAUGACGGGUCCAUACGUAGGGCCUCAUAGCGCCGACUUUCUGCGUGGCGCAGCACUGUACACGUACGGCGGAGUAUGGAUGGACGUUGGAUGUAUCCUUUUCCGCCACCUCGAUAGCGUAUGUUGGGCCCGGCUUGUGGACGACACAAGUCCAUUUAGCGUUGCUGCGCCACUGAUAUACGGACAAUUUAUUGCGAAUCACAUCGUGGCAUCUCGCAAAGGCGACGAGUUCAUCAGGAAUUGGCAUCUGAUCUUCUUGGAGCUAUGGAAAGGACGCACAGACUAUUCCGGCGUAUGUCAGUCGCCCCUGAUUAACUUCAUCCAAAAGUUGGAUUUUGAGGAACUGGCCGAGGCGGGGUAUAGGUGGGAUUGGAAAUUGGAUGUGCAAACCAUCAUUGGAUACAUUGGACAAGUCUUCGCCUGGAUGCGUUUGACAUGGCUGCAGGAGCCCGAUGGCGGCUUCGAUGGCGUCAACUACUGGGCUAAGAAAGUCUUACUGUGGAACGCGCUUCCUGAAGACUUCCCUGCUGAGACAACCAUUGGAUUCGAUGGCGCGGAUAUUCUCAGAUUCUUUGCUGCCAGACUAGACGCUGAUGGAGAUGACGCAGGACAUGAGAAGGCGAAGAACGCAGCAUGGAACAUGAUAGCGCAGAGUGUGAUGCAAAAGAUCACUCAUGGUAAGGAGCUGUGCCAUAAGCCUCAUUGUGGUACGUUGCUUGACCUUCCGGAAAAUGAAGGUAAGGAUAUGGCGCCCGGCACUUUCGGAGAGCUGCUGCGCUACGGGAGUGUGCACUUGGAACAGACGAGAGAGAUGCAAUACAUCGAGGCAGCUGUUGUUGAGUCCGAGUUGAUACUUCGGAAAGGACUCCUAGAGGUGUGA